UAGAGUUAACAGAUAUCGCCGCACUUGGCGGGCGUGGUCGUGGCUGAUGGAUCGCGAGAGAUGUGGGUUGUGCCGCGGGGGCAACAGCAACACCUGUAAGAUAAUGCACUUAGAAGUGUGUAAGUUGUCCGCGCAAUGGACCAUGUGAUCAACCUGCAGCCCCCCCUUCUAAUAUGACAAUGAUGACCACCGAGCUGCAGGCGGCGCACGAGGAGGUGCGCCGCAAGGCGCAGUCCAUCGCGGAGGUGCUUGCGUACGUGACCGAAAUGAAACACCGCUACGAGCGGGCCAUCGAUGCACGCGAGGUGGAGCUAAAAACGGAAAUCGAAUCCCUGGUGCGCCAGGAAAAGGCAGCGGUGUUGGACCGGGAAAAGGGUUUGCUGUUACCGUUGCUGCCACUAUUACAAGAAAAAGUGUUUACGUUUACGGUUUUCCUUUUUUUGGAAAAAAAUUUUUUUGUGGCUACUCAGCACUACCAAUUUCGAUUUUUUUUUUCUCGCAGCCGCGCAGCGAUGCCCUUCGCCCUUUCGGGGCUCUGAAUUAGUAAAAUUGUCGGGAAGCAGCUCGCGCGCAAGAUGCGAAAACUAUGAAGCGCCGCCGUAAUAUUGCGCCCCUUUAGACCUUGAAAGAGCUGCCCAAGCCCUGUCCGGGCUCCAGGGCAAUGGUGGCCGUAAGCAAGUGGCCCAGGGCCCCAGGCACUGGUGACGAGAUCCGCCCCCGAAGGCGUCGUAACGAUCGACACCGGAGAGGGACCUGUUUGGGUGAGGGGAAAUGGAUCAUGGCAUGCUGUCUAGAGAUGACGUUUACGGUUUUUUAGGGUAGAGGAGAAAUCCGAGGAAAAAAGCAUCAAUUUGGUACCAUUUCGAGGCCAAAAAUUGCAAAUCCCAGAAAAACCGCAAACACCUUACCUAGACUGCGCGCUAUGAUCCAUUUCCCUCCAGUCAAACUGGGGCAAGCACGCGAGCACACUUUUUGGACAGGGAAAUCGAGCAUAGCGUGCUGCCUAGAGAGCAUGUUUACGGUUUUUGGGGUCGAUUUCAUACAAAGCAGCACGUUUUCGGAGGGAUGGAUCGAUCAUACCAUCGUGGUUAGGUAACAUGUUUACGGUUUUUUGGGUGCCGGCAAAUUUUGGGCUUUUUGGUACCCAAAAUUUGCCAAUUUCCCACAUCCUCAAAAAUGCGACUUUUUCUCCAGUCAUGGGGAAAAUUUGGCUAGAAGUUCCAAAAGUUCCGAGAUGGAAGUUAGGAAGGCCGCACAGCGAUAAAGUGGUGGUGAGGCCAUGCAGAUGCCAGCUCUUAGACUCACAAGUCCGAGCCACAGCCACUCCUCGGGGCUGGACCGUCCUGACCCGGGUCCAAUAGCCGACGUUGAGGGAAAGGCACAGCAUCAGGUGGCUCCGGUGGGCGACAUUCCGCGUCGCCAUACCUUGCGCACUGGCUAGAUCCAACCCAGUGAGCUACUGCAGAGUCCCGCAAUAGCUAACAGAGUCAACGAGCCAAUUUGAAUGUGUAAAAAAUGCCCCCAAUGCACAGCCAAAAAAUUUUUAAUCCAAAAAACGACAAACCGUAAACGUAAACACUUUUUCUUUCGAUAGCCACAAAAGUCCAGAUGUGCGGCGGCGUUGGUGGAAAUUGAAAAGUUGCUGCACAAGGUAAAAAGAUUGGUUUGGUCGUUUAGUUUUAGGGCUUCGUGUGUUCAUCUUGAAAGUGCUACCCCUGCUCAUCAAUGAAUGUGUUUGUCAUAGUUUUUCUCUAUUCGUCGAUAAUUAUCAGCGGCGAGAGAGCAAUUCGUGAGGCCGCGGCAACUACAAACACCAACUGUUAGGUCCACGCCGCCGAAGCGGGCACUCCGUCUCUUCAUCCCGCAGACAAGGCGCAACUCGCGGACGAAGUGAAAGCGACGCUAAAAGCAACCGAACCGACCCGACGGGGAACGGACCUGGCACAGCUCCCCGUCGACGACCUGGUGUCGCAGUGGGAAAAAAUCCCGUCCUGGCGCGUUGUCGUUGCCCCGCCGGAACGGGAAGUAAUCAUGCCGACCUACUACAAGUCAAGGAUGCUGCAGCAGCAGAGAAAGGGAACCCAGCAACUCUACCAGCGGCCGCUUUCUUCGAAAGCGCGGAAGCACAAAAGAGACCCGAAUGUUGACGGCAGGGCGGCUUACUCGGAGCAAGGCGGCGCGUGGGUGUAUGAAGACUUGCUGCACGCGCAAAAGCAGGAUGAGAGGGGAAACGCAAAUGAGGUUUUUGACCAUGAGUUUGAGUCUGGUUCUGCACAGCUCCUUCACGGCGAUCCGUACGAAGGGACAAGUGCGGGCCUGCUACAUACAAGCUUGACAGCGAAACGCCCGGCGCAUGCUGGUGGUGGCAAAUCAUCCUCGAAGAAGCAGGUGCGGGGGCAGGAGCACUACGAAGUAGGCCCCAGCGAUAGUACAAUAUCGCGACCCCAGCCCGACAGAUCAGGAAGAAGUGGCGCAGCACCAUCCUCUUCACAUCAGCAGUACACGAGUAUGGAGCACCAGGUACAUGAUCACCGAUUUCAGCCGCCCACUCGGCGUGGAGGUGGUGAAUCCAGUGGGCGUGCGCUUUCUUCUUCCGCUAGAUUUGUAUCCGAGGGGGCACAGCGACAGCACGAGCACCAACAUUCUCAAGGACCAGGCGGUGUUCCAAAGGCGCGCAGCGCGUGGGAAAGAACAUCAGAGGCAAGAAGCAGGCCGAAUAAGCACAACAAAUACAGCAGCAACAUCAGCGCCAGCGGAAAGUACCCCGGACUUGCUGCUCAGCAUCCACUUCCGGGCAAAUCCCUACACGACCAGCAACUUCUUUUGCGCGACCAAUCGAUCUCCAGCUUGCGACCGCAGAGUUCCAAAGCGCGGAAACACAAGCGGGUGUUUCUGCGUCCGGCGGAAGUGGAGGAGGAUCAAUUUGUGUUUUACGACAAUGCCGUGGAGGAGGAUCAGUUUCGGGGGAGGAAUUUACUGGUCAGCAGGACCGGACCGUUGGAGCUCGCGGACAUCGACAUCAGUGACGAUGAGAGUGACGACGAGGAUGGGUCGGUAUUGUCGGGGGGAAAGGAAGAUUUCCUGGUGAAAGGUAUAGAGUUUGUGUUUGAUACUUCGCUUCUGAUUAAUAUACCGAUAGCAGAGCAGCUGUGUAGUACAAGAAGAAGAACGAUGAUUGAUGCGGAUGCGGGAGUUGUCACAUCUCGCCUGCGCGAAAAUUUCCGAGAGUCAGCCAUGUGGAGUGGGAAAAGUAGUAACACUAACCAGGGAAAAUAUAAUUAUGAACAGGUGGCUCCAAUGUUCCCGUGCUUGCUCCGCCAUCCGAAGACGAUGCGAGUGUGGAUCCAGGCAGAACAGAUUUUCCUAGUGGUAGGGGCGCAGGCGCUCCUGCAGACGCAGUACUAAAGCAGCGCACCGUUUCGAGUGUAGUACCACCUUCACAAGACGCAACGCCUUUAGCCGCGCCCGCAACAGACACUGUCGCGGAAAGCUAUGCACGGGAGUCGGAGAGGAAAGUUCGAGAGUUCUUUCUGAACAAACAGCAGGAAAAGAAGUCAAGGGGCCCGGAAAGUAGAGCGGAUGGUGGCGGUGAGCAUGACAAAACUGCUCCGAUUUCGUCUUCCAGUAGCAAUGCUGACGCGGACUUUGUCCACGUCUCUGCAGUUGAGGAGGAGGGCGGUGGGGGCGGACGCGACGAGAAAGUAGACUCAGACCUCGCACCAGAGCAAAACACGUUUGUCAGCGCGACCUCUCCGACAGCGAACGCGUCGGAGCAAGCAGCGAAGACAUCAGCUGUGCCUCCAGAACCUCCCGAAACUACCUCGAAACAAAACUACGAACGCGCGUCAUCAUCUUUUUGGAAAACUACAGCUGAUCAGGAUGAAACCGAUGACCCGGCGCCCGCGGAGAAGAUUCGAAAGCGGAAAAGCCCUCGCAGAUCGCCACACCGUGCGCAUGACAAGGCCGCCACCAAGGAAGAUGCUAGUAGGGAAAAACCUGAAACCAGACAAAACAUUGAGCGUCUCGAUUUUUCCUACAACGAAGACCUUGACUAUUCCGCGCCGGACAAGGUUGAGAGCUUACUCGCGGAAGUGGAUUCCGCGCUGCAGCAGAGCAACGCCAAUGCGUCCUUUAUCUCCGCCGUGUCGAUGAAAUUUUCCCCGAAAAGGCGGAAUCAGAGUGCGGAAGAUUUCCGUGCGUCCGCGGAGGACAUCAUUGCGCAGAUACGGGCUGGUAUAGACCUGUUCUUUUGUUCGGAUGCUAGUCAUUAGUAUUGAGACGAGUGAAUGUGAAAUAAUGACCACGCUUCUCAUAACUAGACGCGCGUAGAAUUAUGGUGAAAAUUAAAAUUUAUGUUGCAGAUGAUGUAUCAGUAUUACCCUUCACUUUCACAACAACUUCUCAAAACUUCAGGCCAUAACCCGUCCGACGGUCAAGCACAAGAUCCGGGCCACCUCCCCCCGGCGGAGCAAGUAGAUCGUCAGCAGUCCAAGGACGACGAUUUCAUUAUCUAUGACGACGAGGACGAUUCUUCUGAGGGCGUGGACCAACAGGACGUGGAAAUCAGAAACCACCUCGAAGAGUACUACCAACGGCACCCGGGCCGGAGAAGACCGACCACGUCGAGAACGCCGGUGACUGGUACAACUUCUGGGAGUGGAGUGGUUAUGUCGGCGCCGGCCACCGCGCACCCGGAGUCAAGGGCUGUGAAGGAAAAAGAUUUAUUGGCUUCUGGUGGAACAAGCUACCUUGUUGAAGAUUCGCGAGGACGAGGAGGUGGUGGAGCGCGUAAGUACCAACACCAAGUCGUAGAGCCUGCUGCGACCACCUCUCGCACUGCUCCUCUGGGUCAACAGCAUUUGUUCUAUCCCAGCGCCACGAACAGUUCUACUGCCGCAGGUGCUGUCCAUUCCGGACCCGGACGGUCCCAAGCGCAAGGCGUGUCCUCCUCUUCACCGCAGGCACAGCCCACUACUUCUGCAGCGAACCAUUCGACGACGCGGUACCAGGCCAAGCCCCUCGCUGGUCAUUCGUACUUCGGAACCGCAAAUACAACGAGCACAAUGCCAGCGUCCUCCUCCACCACCAGCCCUCGACCGCUGCAGGUCCAAUCCUCCUCAAGACCGGGGCCGGCAGCUUCUUCCUAUGAGAACUCUCGGACUCUGCAAGCCGUCCCCGGCGAGCAGAAUUUCGAAAUCAAACCGACUUUCAACUGCUACGUGCCUGGGAAGGAGAUGCCCGGGCUGCCGCCGGUCCUCCAGGUCGCCGUGAAUCUGACGAAGAACAAGCAGAACAGUGUAGGCGAGGUGAUUCAGGCGUUGAAGGAACAGCACUACGCGCUUUUGGCGUCCGGGACAAAUUUAAAUUCGGGCUGCAAUGGUGGUGGUGGUAACUCGAGUUCGAAAAAGAAAUCCUCCUCGUUGCAGCUUACGCUUUGCCUCCGAACCCACGAAUCCGGCACGCCGAUCUGGUUGUGCGAUUCAGAAGUGGUGCAAGACGUUUUGCGCGAAUGGAAGCCGGUGUCGGAUCCUGGGGUGGAUUGGCCGAGGCUUUACUUGCAGCCAAUUUGAGUUCCUGGAGGAAAGAUUGGGGCGGUCAGACUCUUUGACGUUACAAUUCGUGACCGAGGAUAUUGAUAUCCCAGGCUCAGGCAAACAUUGACUAACAUUUAAACAUAAACUUAAGCUAGUUUCGAUGUCUUUUACGAUUCACGCAGCACAUGCAGCUUUGCUGCGUGCUUCUACGCGUUUGGUUUCUUUCUGAAAAUAGUUCAGUGUUGUGGUUUCUUUUUCAAGAUGAAGAGUGGAGUAUCAAUAUCUCACAAAAAGAAAAAGGAUCUACACCAGACCCAGAGGCGCGUCGCUUCCUACUACGUCGCGGCCUCUAUCUGUUCUCAAAGCGAAAUUAUUUUUCAUCGUGCGAAGUUUAAGUUUUGUAUUGCUGUCACGUGUAUUUGGAACUACAACUACCACGAGAGGCGUGUUGUCGCGUAGACUCACACGCGACGAUAAAGACCAAGAAACUGAAACAGGUCCGGGAGGAGGAGCAACAGAGAGAUGAGGAUCACAGCUCAGUCAG
Amoebophrya sp. A120 is the source of this 6078-nucleotide messenger RNA. NCBI's taxonomy places the organism in Eukaryota, Dinophyceae, Syndiniales, Amoebophryaceae. The record is from the annotation of a GenBank genome assembly.